AUGGCUGCCGAUGCUGUCUUCAACCAAGUCGAUCUUAACAAGGAUGGACGUGUAGAUAUCGGUGAAUUCCGUAACUUUCUCGGUCAAAACCUCGGUGCUGGUGCUGGUGCUGGCUAUGGUGCCAGUUCAUCAUGGGAAUCAGCAUCAUUAGGUGGUGGUGCUGGUUGGGGUGCUGGUGCUGGUGCUGGUUGGAGUGCUGGUGCUGGUGCUGGUGCUGGUGCUGGUUGGGGUGCUGGUGCUUCAGGUUAUGAAUCAGCAGCAUAUGAAUCAUCUGCAUCAGGCGCUGAUCUUGCUGGUGGUUAUGAUGCAUCAUACGCAGUUGGUGGUGGUCUUGUCGGUGGUGCCGCUAGUUACGAAUCAAGCGCUGCAUAUGGUGGUGAUGCUGCUUUCAUUGCUGGUGGAGCAGCCUUUGAUUCAUCAGCUGCUGCGGUUUCCCAGGCCCACUAUGCUGCUGAUGCUCAAGGUCUCUACCAAGAUCCAAACCCACAAAUCAUUCGUCGUCCAGCUCCCGGUGGUGUACAAACAUACACACAAAAUAUUCGAGUUCGCUUCCUUCAACCACCACCAGUUCCACCCCCAGGCCCACUCAUCAUCAGAGAAGUCCGCCCACCUCAACCACCUGUACCACCCCCACUUCGUCUUCGUCAAGUAGCUCCACCUCUUCCUCCUCCACCACCACUCGUUCUCCGUGAACGACCACCACUACCACCACCAGUUAUUGCAUCACAAACUGUCAUUCGUCGUUUGGCUGGUUUACCAGUUCCACCACGAUCAGUCAUCAUCGAACGUCUCCCACCUCCUCCACCAAAACCACGUGACAUCAUCAUUGAACGUUGGAUUCAAUAUGGACCUCAAGCAAAACGUCGUACCCUUCUUCAACGUGCUCCUGCUCCUCCACCAUACCCAGCUCCUCGCAAUGUUAUUAUUCAAUAUGAACCCGCUCAAGUUCGCAUUGUUCGUCAAUUCCAACGCCUCGGUGUUGUUGCCGCUAGCCCAGCUGCCUAUGUUCAAACCUAUGGUGCUCAACUUCUUGAUGGUGCUUCACUUCUUGCACAGGCUCGUGCUGCUGGUGUUGUUGAAGAUAUCUCAGCACCUGGCUAUGUUGGUUACAGUUCUGCUGCAUAUGGUCAAGAAUCAUUCGCUGCCUCAGCAGGUUUAGCUGGUGGUGCUGGUUUUAUUGCUGGAGGUGCUGAAGCUGUUGAUGCUGGUUUUGCUCUUGGUGGUGGACUCAGUUCAUCAUCAUGGGAAUCAUCAGGUGGUGCUGGUGGUUGGGAAGGAGGCCUCAUUGGUGGUGGUGGUUAUGGUGCAUCAUACGGAUCAUCAAGCUAUUCAUCUGGUCUUGCUGGUGGAGCUGAUGCUGCUUUCCUUAAUGCUGAUACCAAUUUAAAUGGCUCCCUUGAUCAAGGAGAAUUCCGUCAAUUCCUUGGUCAAAAUCUUUAA
Rotaria sp. Silwood2 is the source of this 1440-nucleotide messenger RNA. The record is from the annotation of a GenBank genome assembly. Lineage: Eukaryota; Metazoa; Rotifera; Eurotatoria; Philodinida; Philodinidae.